Molecule: messenger RNA, 5299 nt
Organism: Stegostoma tigrinum
Lineage: Eukaryota; Metazoa; Chordata; Chondrichthyes; Orectolobiformes; Stegostomatidae
Gene: cnksr1
Product: connector enhancer of kinase suppressor of Ras 1
Exons: 21
Coding region: 175-2826 (883 amino acids)
Molecular function (GO): protein binding
Source: RefSeq, a predicted model, not a curated record
UGUUUGGUCAAUGACAGGUGCAGCGACCAAUGAGGGCUCGCCGCCGCCGCCGCCUACCUGCGUGUGACGGAGCUGGGCGGAAGCGGUUGAACUUUUUGUGAAAAUCUCAGAGAGUUUUUGGGAGAAACUGGAAUCGCCGACUGAACGUGUGUUUUGGUCGGGACUGAGGUGGGAAUGGAACCGAUCAACACCUGGAGCCCCCGGAAGGUCUCGCUGUGGUUACAAGGCCUGGAUAACAGUGUGCAGAAAUAUCCAUUUGAUCAAUGGCAGAUGAAUGGAGAGCAACUCCUGCGACUAUCACAGCAAGACCUGGAGGAGCUUGGUGUGAAACGGAUAGGACACCAGGAGCUGAUUCUGGAGGCAGUGGAGCUACUGUGUGCACUGACCUAUGAUUUAGAAACAGAGAAUUUGAAGAUUUUGAUGGAGAAGUUAAGAGCUGUCUCUGGAACCCUUCAGUCCUUCAUUAUCAGUCGGAGGAAGGUCAGCCCAGGUCCACAGAAACCUUCUGGAGACCUCCUUACCUCUGUCAUAGAUCUUCUUCAAACCACCAAAGCCAUCUUUUCCUGGCUGAACAGGUACCCUUUUAUAUGCAUAAUCAAUUAUUCUGCCAUGAAGAAAGAGAUCAUCAGGCUAUGCAUGGAGCUGGCAGAAACUAUUCACAAGGAAUGCAGCCAGACAGAGAAAGAAAAUCGGAUACUGAGCAUUUGCAGGGAACUCUCCAGUUUCUGCAAAAACAUGGUGAUGGGUAGCCCUGAGGUGUUGGUGAACCAAUGCGCUUGUCUGGAAACUAUUCAUCUACUCACCACCUCACCUGGUCAGAGUCUGGGUAUUGAAAUCAAGUCGAAUAAUGGGCUGCAUUUUAUCACAGGAACCACAGUAAAUUCUCCAGCUUAUCGCUCUCAGAAGAUUCGACCAGGAGAUGAGGUCAUCCAGGUGAAUGAUAUGGUUGUAGUUGGAUGGACAUUGCAUAACCUGGUUGCCAAACUGCGGGAGAAUCCAAAUCAAGUAGUUCUCAUUAUGAAAAAGGUGCCCCUUGAUAUAUCACCAUCGUUCAAUUUCUCUGAUGGUGGACAGCUGCAGCAACCCCACUUAACACAGGUACUGAGAAGCAUGUCAGAAGAUUCAGCGACAUUGUUAGACCCAAGUGUGCUGUCUGAGAGAUCUGCCCAGUUCUCUCAGAGAGAGAGGGUGGGGAUCCAACAGGGUACACGACCUGACUACAACACCUUUGAAACUAGUGCAAGCUGUGAGGACAAAGAUAAGCCAUUGCCAUCUGAAUCCCACUCUGAAAAUGCAUCCGAAUCUGAUGGAGAAAGUGAUCAAAUGCAGCCAGUACAACAGCCUAACAAGGAGGGUGAGCACAUGCAGGUAGCAAGUCUGAUGUCUGAAGGGUGCACUGUGACCUCAUGCAGUGGAGAAGGGCUUGUGAGUGAUGGGACAACCACUGCACACUCUCCAAUAAUUCAACCUUGUAAUGUUGAAGAUAGAAUGAACUAUGAUUCUGACUGUGAGGGAAGGCCAAGAUCACCAUCAGCAAAUGAUGAGAGAGCGGUGCAAUUACGGAACAGACGAAAGAAGAAGGGAGUUGCAACUGCACUUAGUCGUAGACGGAUAUCAUGCAGGGACCUCGGUAUGGGCGAGUGUUACGGCUGGCUCUGGAAGAAGAAAGAACAAUUUAGAUUCAUGUCACAAAAAUGGAAACGCUGCUGGUUCGUGCUGAAGGGACCAAAUCUAUACUGGUACAACAGUGAAAAUGAUGAGAAAGCCGAGGGAUUAAUCAAAUUGAUUUCAUACUCGGUGGAGGCAGCUGGAGAGCACAAAAGAAAAUUUGUAUUCCAGCUUUGUCACCAGAAGUUCAAGUCCUUUGUCUUUUCAGCAGACAAUGUAGAUGAAAUGAGGAAGUGGAUUAACAGCCUCAUCAGUGCCAUUCAAAAGUACAAAACUGAGAAACCCUCUGAAAACAAAGAGGAAGACUGCUGGAGUGAGACAGAGACUGAAGAAUGUGAUGAUUCUCCAGAAACAACUGGCACUCCUCGAUCCAAAUCCUACCUUAGGAGCAGCAAUCUUUCACCUACAGAACAAUUCAGACGCUCAACAGGUAACUAUGGACAAGUUGGACGCAGUGGAGACACUGGCCGUCUUAGUGAGCCAUCCAGCCCCAGUAAGGAGAGGAAGCCUUUUCCAGAACCUGGUCAAGGCUCAAAUGAUGAGCUGGAGACAUUAAUAAGAGUCUUGCAGCAGGAAGGUGUGUCACUGAUCGGUAAGGAACAACCCUUUCGGAAAGAUUAUCAUUGGUCAUUCAUCAGACGAAACAAGAAUCCCAUCAUCAAUGAGAAAGCACAUUAUCUGAGAACACUGCAGAGCACUCUGAAGGCAAAGAUAGUAGAUUUACAAUCCAUUAAUAAGAUCCUGGAGGAUCCGAAUUUAACAGCAGAAAAGUUUCGAAUUUGGAAAGACAAAAACCAGGAGCUACUGGCAGACAUCCAGAAGGUUCAGCAGAUUGCAACUGAAGGAUGGAACGAGGAAGCCAAGCAGUUAGCUCCUGAAUCAGGAGCAUUUAUGACAGAAAUGGGAAUGGGUGCCUCAGAAAAUCCUUUAUCUUGUUUUGAUAUGGAACCAUUGUCAGCAGAAAUCUCAGCAUCCAUGUCAGAUAUGGAAUUGGACAACAGAAAAGGACACUGUACAGACAGUGCAUCUUUAAAACUAGGAAUUGGAGAAGACAAUUGCAUAGAAGGGUUGAAUUGCCAACCAGAAUCUGGCACAGACAGGACUCAAAGCUGUCCCAAAUCAUCUAGCAACUCAAGAUCUGUACUGUGGCAGCCUUAAGAUCAGACCAGAUCAAUGAGAACCAAGAGAAGUGAACCCCUAUGUAUGAGCAUGAAGCUAAGCCUUGUUUAUUCCGUUCAUUGCCCUGAACAAAUUUGGCAGUCUUCCCCCACACUAAUGUUCAUAAUGUCUCUUAAGACUAUUUCAUUGAACAAUAUCAUUAUUAAGCAUGAUCCUAUAUUCAGUUAGUAAUCACAUGUGCACUUCUAGUGCAGACUGCUGGAUUGUGAUUAGAAGAGGAUGCUGUGGCUGAUUGUUCUCUUACCUUUAUUGCCAACCAAGGGUGACACAGUGGUUAGCGCUGCUGCCCCACAGUACCAGGAACAUAGGUUCACAGGUUAGAUGGAUUGGCCAUUCUAAAUUGCCCAUAGUAUCCAGGGAUGUGCAAUCGAGGUGAAUUAGCAGUGAAAUGAAGGACUGUGGGGGUAGGAGGUGUAUUUGGGUGGAAUGCACUUGGCGGGUUGUUGUGGACUCGAUUGGCCACAUAGCCUGCUUCCACACUGUACGGGUCCUAUGAUUCUAUCCUUGAGUACAAAGACCAAUUUUAACAUACAUACAACUAAAUCACGUGAGUCCAGCUAACAGUAGAGAAUGGUAGUCAAAUAUUGUACUUUCUUCUGGAUACUGAACUCUUUAAAGGAUUAGUUUGAACCUUUAAAUUCUCCUAAACUUUAUGCUGAAGAUAUUCUGUUUGAUGCCAUUCUCAAUUUGUUAUUCUGUCUCUCUCCUCAUCCAUAAAGAAACAACUCACUCUAGCAAAAAGAAUGUAGAGGCACUGGAGAAACUGUGGAAUAGAUUAAGAAGGAAACAAAAGGGUGAGUUUACAUACAGAGAAAGGAUUAAUAGGCUGUGUCUAUUGUCUGCAAAAAAGGAGUGAGCAAUGACCUAAUUCUGCUGCUGCUGUUUGUAACUAUUCCUGUUAGGAGAUCUUUCAUGGUAUGCCUCACUUACCUUGUGCUAGUCUCUUGCAUCUAUUGCAGCUUGUCAGCCAUCACUCUGAGAGCCAUCAUUUCUGCUGCCUUCCACUUUGCCUUAGAACUUUUCAGUUCUAAACAAAUAGCUGAAAUCCUGACAUUUUCUUCUCUGGAUGUCAUUCUUCAGUGUUCUCUUUGCUCUUUCAAUUUAACACACCUCAUUUGUUUUUGAUCCAUAAAUGGAAUUUUUAGCGUGUAUCCUGGCAUCCAUAUUUCAUGCACCUUCAUGUUCUUCUGUGAAUCUUUAUAUAAUUGCCCACAUUUGAGGCAUACAGAAAAGUGGAUACUGUAUGAUAUCUUGUGAGCUUUCCUGUUGACACAUCGUUGCAAUCACUUUGGCAGUCUCUAAUCUAAUAUAUACAUCAGGUCUGGCAUCUUCAGUUAUCAUUUGUCCUAAAGAGACAAACUUAACUAUUUGCUCCAGGAUGAUACUGUUUAUUUCAAUCUUCAUUUUAGUUUCUUCUGAUGUAUUCCGUUGAACCACCAUUGUUUUGUCUUUUUGGUGUUUGUACUCAAGUCAUAUUCUAAAUUUCUGUAAUUGCUUCUAAUUCUGUUUCUCCAAAGGCUUUUAGAAGUUCUGUUGUUACUGCAUCAAUACCUGGACCUUUUCCUGUAUUCACUAAUUUCACAGCAUUCUUUACUUUUCAAAACUAAUUUUUGGUUAAUGUUGCCUCUUCACGACUCCUCAACGUGUGUGUGUGUGUGUGUGUGUGUGUGUGUGUGUGUGUGUGUGUGUGUGUGUGUGUGUGUGUGUGUGUGUGUGUGUGUGUGUAAAAUAUAUAUACAAAAUUUAUGUAUUCUGUCCACCUUUAUUGGAGCCUAAUAGAGAUCUUUAACUUUUUUUUGUAAUUAUGCCAAUUUUUUGAUAGCAUUGAUGCAAAGGGAAUGUUUCCUCUUGGGGUGGGGAAGAGCAUCAUUAGAGGUCAUCAAUACAAGAUAGUCACUAAGAAAUUCAAAAGGAAUACUGAAGAAACUUAGUAUGGAUUUUGUCACCACAGUUGAAGUGAAUACUAUAGUUGCUUUUAAGUGGUUGCCAGAAAAACGCAUAAGGGAAGAAGGGAAUAGUGGGUUACUAUGAUAGAUUGUAGUUGAUGUUGAAUGAAUGGCUAAAAUUGAUCAUGACAAUGGCAUGGAUUGGUUGGGCCAAAAAAUGGCCCAUUCCUGUGCCAUAUAGCUUUGGUAAUCCUAUGAUGUACACUUGCAUGGGCAGCAGUAGUGGUAUCUUGCUGCUUUCCUGCAUGAAUCUGAUUUAUGAAUAUGUGUUGGUUGUGUAUUAGGUAAAGGAUCAUAAAAUAACUUGGACAAUACUGUGGAGACUCAUGAUUGGUUUACUCCUGACUAUAGCUAGGUACAGUACACAAGACAUAAUAGUCAUGGUAUCCAGUACUUAAGUGAUCAAACAUGACAUAGCAAUUAUGAAGUGAUAAUGGGAUAAUGAAAUGUCAGGCUGGAUGAACACAGCAGGCCCAGCAGCAUCUCAGGAGCACAAAAGCUGACGU